CAUUGAGACGGUGGAUUCAGCCCACUGCCCAGCCGUCUGGCUCAGCCACAUUUAUCAGUCCCUGUCAUCCCUGGGCAAGAGGCGAAGUCGCUGACCUUUCUCGAGGAGACCCAACCCCAACUGCAAUUCAGACUACAAUAGAACAUAACUCAAACUACCUGGAAGUUGGACACUAGAGCCAAGCUGCUGUGCGCCCAACUCUUCAAUAACAACAACAUUCUGAAGGAGCGGCAAGGCAAAGAAGGCCAAAGUCCCGGCUGCAAAAAUGGUUGCUGACAAGGGCCCUUUGCCUCCUGGCUGGGAAAUGAAAUGGGACAGCAGGCGUGGAAAAGCGUAUUUCAUCGAUCACACGUCUCAAACUACCACCUGGCAGGACCCAAGAGACCAGCAUGGAAGCUCACAGGCGCAACAACCGCAGGCUCAGCAGCAAUACCAGUCACAGUGGCAGUGGCAACAACAACAGCAACAACAACACCAGCCACAACACCAGCCUCAGACUCAUCAGCCACAGCACCAGCCACAGACUCACCAGCCACAGCACCAGUCACACCAGCCACAUGGGCAGUGGCAGCAACAGCAGCAACAGCUACAACAUCAGCCUCAGACUCAUCAGCCACAACACCAGUCACAGCACCAUUCACACCAGCCAUCACACCAGCCACAUGGGCAGUGGCAGCAACAGCAGCAACAGCUACAUCAGCAACAUCAGCCACUGCAUCAGCAACAGCAUCACCAACAGCCACAUCAACAGCAGCACCAACAGCCACAGUGGCAGUGGCAACAGCAUCAGUCACAGCCACAGCCGCAGCAAACACAACAAAAUGACAGCCAUCAUCAGCACGGCCUCCCGUAUCCCAGUCGCCCACAGCAGCAGGAGCAGCAGCAUGCUAAUCAUCAGCACUCCGCGCUCCCGUACUCUGUUCAGCCCCAGCAGGGUGAGCACCACAGCCACUUUGCCCACCACAUUCACCAGCCGCCCACCCCGCCGGUGCAGACUACAGAGAGCGCUCAGCGGCCGGCAGCGACCGACUCGCCGCUCAGCGUGCCCCGGCAGGCGGCCUACGGCGGCCAGCCGGCGGCGCGCCGCUCCAGUCAGCUGUCCGUGCCGCCCGGUCAGACUCAGACGACCGGGGGAACAGGCGGCGGCUCGCUGACGUCCGAGGAGUCUGGCACGGAGCGGCCGGUGACCGGCACCGAGGCCGUGCCGCGCAUCUGCGCUCUUUUCCCCCAUAUCGAGCCGCACGUCAUCAGCGACCUGCUGACAAAGUACAGCAGCCGCGAGGAGGUGGUGAUCGCCGCGCUGAGCGUCUCCCCGCCGGCCACCGAGGCCGACCACGACCACAACCAGUCGGCAGACUCGGAGGACUCAGCCACCAAGAUCGGCGCCCUGUUCCCCACCGUGCCCGAGGAGCGCAUCCGAGAGCUGCUCAAACGGUACCACCAGCGCGAGGCGGUGGUCAUCUCGGCACUGCAGGUCCAGCGCCACCCGCUGGUCAUGCCCGGGCCGCUCGGAACCCCGCCCUCGUUCCGGGCUGCCGCCGCCGCCGCCGUCGCCACCGCCAGUCCCUCGCUGGCCGCCACGACCACGCCGCGACACGCUUCCCCGUCACCGCCGUCGUACGGAGCGCCUGCGGCGGGAGCGGUGACGGGCCCGGGCUCUCCGCGGCCCGGCUCGGCCGGCAGUGGCGCCACCGUCUCCUGGCCGUCGCCUGUGCUCGGCUACUCGUCUCCGCGUCCGGACGGCCAGCCGCGACCCCACUCGUCGCCAAAAAUGAAGCUCAGGUACCUGAAGUCAGUGUUCCCAGAGGCCGAUGAAGCUCUCCUGUUGGAUGUGCUCACCAACUGCGACAACAGCGUGCAGAAGGCCGGCAUCCGCCUCACCAGCAUGGGGUACGACAAGAGCGAGACGCCCGUGGUUCCCGCCCGGUUCGACCUGCGUCACCAGCGGGACGCGGCUGUGGUGCGGCGGCCCGAGAGCCCACGGCAGCCGGAGCCGUCCCCUCGCUCCCGGCUGGUCAUCUCGGAGACCGAGCGACAGCACGCCCGAGACGCCCUGCUGCGCGACUUUCCGUCCGUCUCGGAGGAGGUGCGGAAACUGGCCCUCGAGUCGGGCGGCUAUGACCUCGAGCGGACCCGGAGUGUGCUGGAGAGCAUGGUAGAGGGUCGCGGCUCGUCGGCGGCCACGGUCACCGACGCGGCGCCGGGCUCGGCACACACCAGCAGUGAGCCGGCCGCCGGUCCGUCCCCGAAGCACAGUUCACCCCGCUCGCCGCGGCGCGUGGCCCGCGUGCAGGCGGAGACGACGUCCACGUCCAGUCCUCUGGCCAGUCCGAGCAGAAAGGCGCGCGCCACAGCGGCCGCUCAGCCACCCAGCGGAGGACGCAGCACCAAGAUGGAGUACCGGUCUCAGAACAGGACGGCGGCGCGUGGAGCCGACAAAAGCCUAGUGCGCGGACCCCAGUCGACCAACCUGCUAUCCGACUACAUCGCUUGGAAUGGUCCUGACCCGGAGCUGCGCCACGGCCCCAACCCCGAGCUGCGAGCCGGCGUGCAGGCCGGCCGCGCCAAAGGCGCCGACGCCAGUCUGUGUCUCGGCCCGUCGUGCGCCACCAUCAAGCAGUACGCGCGCUCAGUGCGCCGCAUGCUCGUCACCAAGCUGUAAGUCAUCCGCCCUGCCGGCCUCUGCUGUCCUACAGCGGCCUCAUAGUGUGAGCGUCCGGCGGACAGUGUUUCAACGGUCCGGUCGGAGGCCGCGCAGGCUAACUAGGCCGUCCACCUGGCCGACCGACCACGGCAGCCGGCACCGGGGACAAACAAAGGCGAACUUGUGGAGGUUAGCCACGGAGUGUAUCAGCGCCUUUUUGAGUUUUAUUUCGUAUGGAGUCACCGCCUAGCCAACAUCAAAACAUGACGAAUGGCAAGACAUUGUACAACUGCCGGCUUAUCUGCUUGCCUAUCUGUAUUUUACCGGUAUCGUUAGCUAUGCGACGUUGAAGUAACGCUAAAUCUUAGUAGCUGCAUGGUGCUGGAUGGAUGAGUCACUUUAAUCACCGCUGGUUGGUUCCUUUUGGAUGGCGCGUACCGUCAAAGUCCAGCCAGAAGGUGCCACCUCUUGCAGUAUGCCUAUAGAACCGCCUGUGCCAUAACUGUUCAGAGUUUUUGUCAGUAGUGGGGGACAGCGGGAAUGUUCAUUAACA
Molecule: messenger RNA, 3197 nt
Organism: Amphibalanus amphitrite
Lineage: Eukaryota; Metazoa; Arthropoda; Thecostraca; Balanomorpha; Balanidae
Product: ataxin-2 homolog
Exons: 13
Coding region: 266-2662 (798 amino acids)
Biological process (GO): negative regulation of organ growth; cell migration; regulation of hippo signaling
Cellular component (GO): nucleus; aryl hydrocarbon receptor complex; cytoplasm
Molecular function (GO): kinase binding; molecular adaptor activity; nuclear receptor activity
Source: RefSeq, a predicted model, not a curated record